UUAGGAAGUGGUUACACUUGGCCAAUUCCUGGAGUGACAGUAGAGUCGAGUCACUGACCACUCGGCGAUUCGUUACCUGAUGAGCAAGGCUGAUGCAAAGCCUAGACUCAUCCGCUGGAUCCUGCUGCUGCAGGAGUUUGAUAUCGAGAUCCGGGACAAGAAGGGAGCCGAGAAUGUUGCUGCAGAUCAUCUUUCGUGGUUGGAAGCCUCUCCGGUGGACAACUUCGAAGAAGAGAUCGACGACUCCUUCCCGGGUGAGCGAUUGCUGGCGAUGACCCUGGUGGACAGCGUGGCCCCUUGGUAUUCUGACUUUGCCAAUUAUCUGGUGGGCAAGCAGUUACCCAAGGGGAUGGCUACUCAUGCGAAGCGCAAGUUCUUCUCCGAUCUGAAGCACUACUUUUGGGAGGAUCCUUACCUCUUCAGAAUCGGAGCAGAUGGCGUGAUCCGGCGCUGUGUCAUGGAGCAUGAGAUGGGAGACAUCCUGUCCCACUGUCACGAGGGACCCACAAGAGGUGAUCAUGGAGGAAACCGCACGGCGCGGAAGGUGCUACAGUCGGGCUUCUAUUGGCCCUCGCUCUUCAAGGAUGCCGACACCUUCGCACGACAGUGCGACCGCUGCCAAAGGUCAGGUAACAUUUCUGCCCGGGAUGAGAUGCCCCAACAUAUCUCUGUUGUUUGUGAAAUUUUUGAUGUUUGGGGUAUCGAUUUCAUGGGCCCAUUCCCUCCAUCUUUUGGCAAUCUGUACAUUUUGGUUGCAGUGGACUACGUCUCGAGGUGGGCAGAAGCUCAAGCCAUGCCCACCAAUGAUGCAAGACGGGUCUGCUCAUUUCUGAAGCAGCUGUUCUCCCGGUUUGGGACACCUCGCGCCAUUAUUAGUGAUAGAGGAACCCAUUUUCAGGGGCAAUUCACUAAACUCCUCUCUCGCUAUGGCGUUAAGCAUCAGGUGUCGGUGGCCUACCAUCCCCAGUCAAAUGGGCAGGCCGAGCUGACGAACCGGGAAUUAAAACGGAUAAUUGAAAAGACGGUGGAUCAGUCCCGCAAGGAUUGGUCCACCAAGCUCGAUGAUGCUCUCUGGGCGUAUAGGACUGCCUAUAAGAACCCGAUUGGCACUUCUCCCAAUAGGCUUGUCUAUGGGAAGGCGUGUCAUUUGCCGGUAGAGCUAGAGCACAAGGCCUUCUGGGCCAUUAAGCUGCUAAACAUGGAUUUGAGUGUUGCAGGUACAGAACGUAAGUUGCAGCUGCUGGAGUUGGAGGAGUGGCGUUACCACGCCUACGAGAACACCCUGCUCUACAAAGAGCGCAUCAAGCGUCUCCACAACGCUAGGUUGAGGGGCCCGAAGGAGUUUCAGGUAGGUGAUCGUGUUCUGCUCUUCAAUGCACGCCUGAAACUCUUUCCGGGCAAGCUCUGUUCGAGGUGGUCGGGUCCCUUCACGGUGACCCACGUUUUCCCGCACGGUGCGGUGGAGAUCAGCAAUGCUCAAACCGAGCCAUUCAAGGUGAAUGGCCACCUCCUAAAGUUGUACUUGGGAGGUGCUGUCGAGCGCGCAGAGCUGCUGAUCAAGCUCGAGGACCCUUAGUUCCUCUACUGGCGUCCAGCUAAAACACGGUAAAGAAGCGCUUGUGGGGAGGCAACCCCACCACGGUUUGCAUUUCUAUCCUUUUUCCUUUUUAAUUUUUGUCGUUUUCGAGUCAUUGAGUCUGUCUGGAGUCUUUCUGGAAUGUUUCUCGUGCCCCGGAUGGUCUAUUUUGGUCUAUGGUGGUGUAUUUUUUGAACCGGGGCACGUUUGGGUUUGGAUGUUCGAAUUUGCAGCUUAAAAACUGGAGAAAAAGGGCCCUCGGCAGUAAAAUUACGGGCAUGGG
Molecule: messenger RNA, 1859 nt
Organism: Linum trigynum
Lineage: Eukaryota; Viridiplantae; Streptophyta; Magnoliopsida; Malpighiales; Linaceae
Source: the annotation of a GenBank genome assembly